Molecule: messenger RNA, 1906 nt
Organism: Notolabrus celidotus (New Zealand spotty)
Lineage: Eukaryota; Metazoa; Chordata; Actinopteri; Labriformes; Labridae
Gene: nono
Product: non-POU domain containing, octamer-binding
Exons: 1
Coding region: 291-1616 (441 amino acids)
Biological process (GO): regulation of DNA-templated transcription
Cellular component (GO): nucleus
Molecular function (GO): RNA binding
Source: RefSeq, a predicted model, not a curated record
GUCACAACAUAGAUAUGUCUAGAUACAUUUUAACACAAAAAUACACGCAUAACCGGUAUGACCGUUUUACAGAGGCUGGUUCCGUCUUACUUUUUGUUAUUCUUUUGCAGUCGCACAGAAACUACGUCACAGGCUAUGUUCAAGAGUCGCACAAAAUAAGCGUCAUAAUAGCGUCGCUGUAGCACGCAUACUCGCCAUUUUCGCAGCUCUUUGUGCGCCACUCUCUGCUAAGAGUUUGCGUGUUUUAAUCGAGCGAUUCGUCGACUCGGACAUUAGUUCUGUUAUUAAACAUGCAGGGUAACAGAGGCCCCCAUCACAACCAUGGACCCAACCGCCCAGGAGACCAGAAGAAACCCGGAGGAACAAACACAAACGGCCAGCAGCCUGAGCACAGCGAACAGACCAACCCCAAUGAGGCCUUAACCCUGGACCUGCAGAGCUUCAGGAAGCCGGGAGAGAAAACCUUCACCCAGCGCAGCAGGCUUUUUGUGGGAAACCUGCCCACCGGGAUCGCCGAGGAUGAUCUGGAGAAGAUGUUCGCCAAGUACGGCAAGGCCAGUGAGAUCUUUAUAAACAAGGAAAGAGGCUUCGGCUUCAUUCGGCUGGAGACCAGAAUCAUAGCUGAGAUUGCCAGAGCCGAGCUGGAUGAUACCCCAUUCAGAGGCAGGCCCAUACGAGUGAGGUUUGCAACACAUGGGGCUGCUUUGACUGUGAAAAAUCUGCCCGAUUUUGUGUCAAACGAGCUGCUGGAGGAGGCCUUUGCUGUGUUUGGUCAGAUAGAAAGAUCUGUGGUCAUAGUGGAUGACCGUGGGAGGCCCACAGGAAAGGGGAUAGUGGAGUACACAUCAAAGCCAGCUGCAAGGAAGGCACUGGAUAAGUGCAGUGAUGGUGCUUAUCUUCUCACAGCCUUCCCUCGACCUAUCACAGUGGAGCCUAUGGAACAGUUAGACGAUGAGGAGGGUCUGUCAGAGAAGCUCAUCAACAAAAACCAGCAGUACCACAAAGAACGUGAGCAGCCACCACGAUUUGCUCAGCCGGGCUCUUUUGAGUAUGAGUACGCCAUGCGUUGGAAGGCCUUGAUGGAGAUGGAGAAGCAGCAGUAUGAAAUGGUGGACCGCAACAUGAAGGAGGCGCAGGAGAAGCUGGAGGCUGAGAUGGAGGCGGGCAGGCACGAGCAUCAGGUGAUGCUGAUGAGGCAGGACCUGCUGAGGCGGCAGGAGGAGCUGCGAAGGAUGGAGGAGCUCCACAGUCAGGAGGUGCAGAAGAGGAAACAGGCUGAGAUCCGGCAGGAGGAGGAACGUCGUAGGAGAGAGGAGGAGAUGAGGAUGCGCAAUGAGGAGAUGAUGAAGAGGCAGCAGGAGGGCUUCAGGGGCAACUUCUCUGAAAACAGGGAGCAAGAAAUGAGGAUGCAUAUGGGCAACCAUGGGAUGGCCAUGAACAGAAACUCUCUGGGUGGUAAUUCUGGUCCUGCUGGUGCUGCAGGCUUGGCUGCAGAGAACGCCCCCCUGAUGGCUGGGCCAGGAAACAACAACAUGCCUGGAGGUGGCCAGGGGGGCUUCCCGAGAGGUCUCCCUGGCACUGGAGACUAUGGACCUAACAAGCAGCGCAGAUUUUGAACCACGUCUUAUCCCUCCUUUCAUACUCACUGUAUUUUGAAAUUCUUGUUGUGAGUUUUACUUUAUGAACUUUAAAAAAAAAAAAAACUGUUGCAUGUAUUUUUUUCUUUUUUUUACAUUUUAUUUGUACUUUCAAGUUACGUUUUAGUACAAAGAUAUUCUAACUUUCCAAAUGAGCCAUGUGUGUUACUUUAUUACUCACCUAAAUGUAGUUUUUCAUAGGGAUAGAAAUGUUUUUGUCCUGGACAUGUUGACUUUAUGAAAUAAUAAAUUCAUGAUUCCCUAAGAGA